AUGGCGGCGACGAAUACAGACAUGCAUAUGCUUCAGGAAAGUCCAACGGCACAUCGUAUUCCUCAGCACCAACCGUCGUCACCUUUCCACUCUCUAUCCUCGCCGUCCCUUGCGGAGAGUAUUCGCAGCCUUCGCGACGACUCGACGCGCUCGCACAACGUGCCGGCCACUACAGACGAGCAACACCAAAUCCGAGGACGUCGCAAGCCUGUCCCGACUCCGCUGUAUCCAACUGGCAAUAACGGGUCCUCAUAUCAGCAGUCGUCCUAUCAAGACUCACCCCGCUUCGACGAACCGCGUAGUCCGCGCGAGAAGCUUGACGCAUUGCUUGCGGAGGAGCAACAUCACACCUCGCCCAUUCGCCCAACCAAGCCAGCGCAUCCCCCUACACCACCCAACGUCGCUGCCCCAAACUUCACGCAGCCUUCGAGGCCGUCUGCGUAUGCAAAACUCCGGCAGGUGUCGUCGCCCACGCUGUCCUCGGCUGGAAUUUCCCCACCAGCGUCACCUGUCACCAUGCCUCCACCAUCGCGGCCGAACCGACCUGAGACGAGACCGACGGUGCCUGUCCGCAACCCCUCAAUAGACUCAGCAGCAUCAUCACUAUCCUCGACUGCCUCCCAGAACCGCCCUCCUGCCAACCAUGCGCCCCGACCAUCGCAAGAUACGAGCACCGCGAACCCCCAGAUAUGGCCGCUUUGA
Messenger RNA from Alternaria atra, 702 nucleotides. RefSeq lists its product as uncharacterized. NCBI's taxonomy places the organism in Eukaryota, Fungi, Ascomycota, Dothideomycetes, Pleosporales, Pleosporaceae. The record is from RefSeq and is a predicted model, not a curated record. The transcript has a single exon. The coding region runs from base 1 to 702 and encodes 233 amino acids.